AUGAUUAACUUAUUAGCUAUCAUUGUCACAUUGGUUCAAACUCAACAAGAUUUGAUAGAUAUCCUCAAUGCGGGAGAGAAUAUAAAUAUAAAUACCAAUAUGAAUAUAGCCCAAGCUGCUCAAGCUGCCCCUAAUAAUAACUACAUACCAAAAAUUAGUAUUAGGAUUCCAG
Racocetra fulgida is the source of this 172-nucleotide messenger RNA. The record is from the annotation of a GenBank genome assembly. NCBI's taxonomy places the organism in Eukaryota, Fungi, Glomeromycota, Glomeromycetes, Diversisporales, Gigasporaceae.